AUGUGCGCUGAACCACGUGCAAAGCACAUGAAGCGUCUACCUUUUGAUAGGUUUUUUGACUCGAGUACAAUUGGUUGCAGAGGUGGGAUUUGGUUGCUCUGGAAGUCUGACAAAUUAGAGCUCGACUUGAUCGGGUCUACGGAGCAAGAAAUCCACGCCACUGUUAAGGUAAUUUCCUCAAAUUUAGUUUGGUUUUUGUCUGCUAUUUAUGCUAGUCCUAGGGCUGCUGAACGUAGAAUUUUGUGGAAUAAUCUCUGCAUUGUUGCUGAUAGUCAUACUUUGCCUUGGCUUAUUACUGGUGAUUUUAAUGAUAUUAUCAACUCUCAUGAUAAAAGGGGAGGAGCCCCUAUGUCGUUGAGUAGAACUAGAGCUUUCCUUAACUGUCUUAAUUAUUGCAAUGUUACUGAUUUAGGUUUUAAGGGGCCUAGGUUUACUUGGUCUAAUAAUAGAAAUUUGAGUCAAUUGAUUCAGGAAAGGAUAGAUAUGGCUUUUGCCAAUCCUGAUUGGAGGCUUAUGUUCUCUGAUGCUUAUGUGUCCCAUCUUCCUAGGACACAUUCUGAUCACUGCCCACUUUUAAUUUCUUUCUUUAAAAAUCAGGUGGAAAAGGGCAAUAAACCUUUUAGAUUUCAGAAAAUGUGGUUUAAUCACCUUGACUUUUUCCCUCUGGUUCAUAGUAGUUGGAUCGGAGUUGAGGGUGAUCUUAGUAAUAGAUUAAACAAUGUGAAGGAAAAUCUUAAGUUUUGGAACAAGCACUCUUUUGGCAACGUCUUUCGUAAGAAGAAAAAGCUCCUUGCUAGACUAGCUGGUGUGGAAAGAGAGAUCGAUAUCAGCCAUUCUCAAUUUUUGCUUGACCUCCAUAAAACUUUAUCUCAAGAAUACAAGGCUAUCCUCAAGGAUGAGGAAGAUAUUUGGGCCAUGAAAUCUAGGGUAGAUUGGCUCAAUGAUGGUGAAAGAAAUACAAGAUUUUUUCAUGUUUCAACCUUGGUCAGACGCAAUUACAAUAGGAUUCUUAGGAUCCAAGAUGCUAAUGGUGUGUGGACUGACAAUUUGGAAAUUAUUAAAGGCAUUAUCCAACAGCACUUUGUUAGCCUCUUUACCACUUCUCAUUCUGAUACUUCGAGGGUUUAUAAUUCUGGUCCUAGGAAAAUUGUUGCUUUAGAUGAUUCAGCUCAGACCAGCCUUAUUACCCCUAUCUCAGAUAUCGAAAUUCAGAAAACAGUAUGGUCCUUCAAGCCCCAAAAAGCCCCUGGACCAGACGGAUUACACCCAUGCUUUUUCCAAAGAUGUUGGGGUAUUUUAAAAGAAAAAUUUUGUGGUGAUAUCAGGGAAAUUUUUUCAAAAAAGGAAAUGCCCAAGGGGCUUAAUGAUACCUUAAUUUCUCUCAUUCCCAAAAUUCCUAAUCCUGAAAAGGUUGGUCAUUUUAGACCAAUUGGCCUUUGUAAUUUUGACUACAAGGUUGUUACAAAGCUCAUUGUUAGAAGAUUAAGGCCCUUUUUGAAUGAUAUGAUCUCUCCUUAUCAGGCCAGUUUGAUCCCAGGCCGAAAUGGUGUGGAUAAUGUUAUUUUGACCCAAGAGAUUAUCCAUUCUUUUAACAAGAAAAAGGGCAAAGCUGGUUUUAUGGCUGUUAAGCUUGACUUGGAAAAAGGCUAUGACAGGCUUGAAUGGGGGUUUAUUAGGAAGGUUUUAACUUUUUUCAAAAUUCCUACUGAACUUUCUGAUCUCAUUAUGAGCUGUAUUUCUUCUUCUAGGAUUUCGGUGUUUGUUAAUGGGUUUGCUAUGGAUGAUUUUUGCCCUUCUAGAGGCAUUAGGCAAGGGGAUCCUUUAUCCCCCUACCUCUUUAUUAUGUGCAUGGAAUUCCUUAGCCUUAGUAUCUUGGAAACUUAUGAUAAUAAGAAUUGGCAACCUGUUAAAAUCUCUAGGAACAACCCUGUUUUCUCCCAUUUGAUUUUUGCGGAUGAUAUUGUUUUGUUUGGUAGAGCGGAUAAGAAAACUGCUACUGCUAUGGUUAAUGUCCUUUCUCUAUUUUGCAAUGAGUCUGGCCAAUGCAUCAAUUUAGAAAAGUCUAAAGUGUUCUUUUCCAAAAACACUCCUAUGUCUCAAAGAACCAACAUUGUUAAUAUCCUGGGUGUUAAUGAAACCUAUGAUCUAGGUAGAUACUUAGGCUAUCCACUUCAUACCUCUAGGGUGAAAAAAGAUGAUUAUUUGUUUAUUGUUGACAAAAUGAGAGGGAAACUUGCUGGGUGGAAGUCUAGGCUUUUAUCUACUGCUGGGAGACUAGUUUUGACGCAAUCUGUGCUUGAAUCGAUUCCUGCUUAUUCAAUGCAGUGCAGGGCUCUUCCUGCUUCCAUUUGCAAUGAAAUUGAUCAAAUUUGUAGGAACUUUCUUUGGGGGGAGGAAGAGGGAAAGAAAAAACUCCACCUUUUAAAUUGGAAGGAUGUCACAAAACCUAAGUAUGCUGGUGGUCUGGGUUUGAAAGAAGCUAGGCUCUUUAAUAAAGCUAUCCUAGGCAAACUGGUUUGGUCCUUUAAAAGAGACCCUAACACUUUAUGGGCUUCAUCUUUGACUGCCAAGUAUGGAAAUGAUCUCAAUAUUAAAAAUAAGUCUAGUUCCCUUACUUGGAGAGCCAUGGUUUGGGCGAAUGAACUUGUUGAAAAUGGUACUAUCAAAUCGGUGUACAGUGGCAAAGAAACUUCCUUUUGGUUCGAGGAUUGGACAUGUUUGGGCACCAUUAGAUCUUUAGUUCUUGGCCCCUUAAAUUUUGGAGAAGAGUUUCUCACAGUUGAACAAUUUUUCUCUCAAAAUCAUCUUUUUUCCUUUUCUCUUCCCCAUGAUAUUUUCUCUGUCAUCAUUGCUACACCCUUGCAAACCUUUGUUAGCAAGAGUGACACUUUCCUUUGGAAAGCUUCAAAUGAUGGUCAAUACACUGUUCAGUCUGCUUAUAAUUUGGCUAAGGGUAUUGGACAAGUUGACCAAUUUUGGAAAUGGGUUUGGAGUCUCAAGUUUCUACCCAAACUCAAGUUCUUUCUUUGGGAAGUUAUCCUUGGAAUUGUUCCUACUAGAUCUCUAUUAUUUCAUAGGGGCUUCAUUGUUAAUCUCUCAUGCCCUUUCUGCAAUUCUGAGGAAGAAACUCUUCAACACCUUUUUCGAGAUUGUAUUGUGACCCAAACCUUUUGGCAACAGGCUGGUUUCAUUUUCCAGCCCACCUCUCCCUUUGACUUAUGGUUGAAAGACAAUCUUCUUCGAAAAGAUUACCAUCAAAACCCUUCUAUCCCUUUCUCCUUGUUAUUUACCCACCUGUUAUGGGAAAUUUGGUUGGAAAGGAACCAAGUUGUCUUCAAAAAUGUAAGAGUAAGGGAAAAUCUUGUUUCUAGAGCUUUUAACAAAGCUGUUGAGUUUUUCUCCUUGACUGGCAGAAUCAAACGUGUCCAGUCCAUAUCUGCCCCAGUGUCUUGGAAACCCCCUGACCAGGGCUGGUUUAAAGUAAAUUGUGAUGGUUCCUCGCUAGGGAAUCCGGGAAAGGCAGGAGCAGGCUCUUUACUAAGAGAUGAAAUGGGUAACUGGAUUGCUGGUACUUCAAGACAUAUUGGUAGAGCUUCAAAUUUUCUUGCUGAAUUGUGGGCUUUGAAAGAUGGUCUUGCUUUAGCAAAAUCUUUGAAUGUCAAAAAGAUUAUUGUGGAACUUGAUGCAACUGCCAUAAUUUCUGCUGUUACUUCUCAAUAUGACACUAACACAAAUGUUAAAUAUAUGGCUAUUAUUGAUGAAUGCAUGUGGAUGUUGAAGCAGUUUGAGCAAGUUAAAAUUUGA
This is a messenger RNA of Corchorus capsularis, 3804 nucleotides long. Lineage: Eukaryota; Viridiplantae; Streptophyta; Magnoliopsida; Malvales; Malvaceae. The record is from the annotation of a GenBank genome assembly.